Messenger RNA from Funneliformis caledonium, 474 nucleotides. The record is from the annotation of a GenBank genome assembly. Lineage: Eukaryota; Fungi; Glomeromycota; Glomeromycetes; Glomerales; Glomeraceae.
AUGACAAAUGUUGGUUUAACUGCAAACAACCCGGACAUUUCGCGAGAGACUGUAGAGAACCACUCGCAAACAAAAAUUUUACAUCAAGAGCUUAAUUACGAUUUUUAUUGGGCUGCUAAUGAAAUCUCAAAAAUUCUUUCAAAAGUUAAGGGAGUAACAUAUGAUGAUGAUGACCUUGAAGGUAUGACCUUGGAGAGUGUGAUAACUCUAUGGAAGCUGAUGCUCUAUCCCGUUCUAUUUGUUAACAGACUUUGGUAUUACACUGCAGGACCAAUACUAUGGAAACACGUCAAAAUAGAAUAUCCCACGGUAAAAAGUUUUACAUAUUUGCAAAGACAAAAACCGUUUCACGGGAAAUUGUUGUUAAAAAGAUCGUAUGCGUAUCCUAAUUUACAACUUCUUGAACUUGGAGUGGUACAAGCAAAUUUUGAGAAGCUACGAGAUUCAGCUAUCAGGGAAAUUGCUCGUUCAUGA